UCUGGCCUCAGAUCCUCGUCGUAAUUGUAAUCUUCUCGCAUUUCUGCAAACCUGAUACUUGGCGGAAAAUAAACACAUUUUUUCAACUCGUUUGACUGUUUUGAAUCGUUCAUCAUCACUCUCUCCCUCGUCGAUUUCUUAAACAUGCCUCAACUCUUCGAGCCUAAAGCUGGUCAAGAGACGAGGUUCAAGUUUGAUGAUACUCCAACGUAUCUCUUCCGUCUUCAUGUUCCGCAUUCCGCCGGCUCCACAGACACUACCUAUGUUAAAUCUCCAGCUUUCCCAGAUGAUAUGGACAGGAAACAUGAACUGGGAUCCGCUUGCGGUACAGAUCUUCUAAAGCUCCCGCCUGCAGAGGCUGCCGCUCGACUGAGAGCCCAUCUCAAAUGGGAAUGCCAAAAACUUGAAGGCAGCCCGUGCAAUCUUAUGUCUUGGUCAAGCUCUCUUCUUUUCCUCCUCCAGUACGGCUUAUACCGCCACACAACGGAUCGUGAUUCAAGGCCAAAGCUGCCAGAGAUCAGUCUAAUCAUGAUCGGUACUCGAGACUUCCCGAAGCAGACUUUUCUUCGCGAUCUAGACGCUCUGUAUUGCUACUAUGCGUAUGAUUGUGGUCUGGGAAAAGUGAUGGGCUGGCGAAGGGAUGAUCUUUAUUUUGGAGAAUACCUCAGUCAAGGCCGUCUCGGUGUUGAAGGGAAGUGCAUCCAGAUGACAAUGCAACAGCUUAUUGAUGGGGGACUUUUUACGGUGAUAUGCCCUGCAUUAAACAAGCCCAAUAAUAAUUGGGCAUCCUGGGCCCGGACUGUUUGCAACCUUCGGAUCGGUAUUAGGAAAAGCCAAGUCGUCGAUAAAAGACAGAUCCGAACUGCUAUAUCCUUAGCUCAGGUGUAUGGAGGGGACAAGUUUGUUAUUCCUCUAGCGCUGAUGCUGCUGGGAUUGCGUAGCCAACAUUCUGAUAAUGCACGUAUUUUAGAGGCAUUCCGUGGCAUGUUUACUGGUAAGUCCGUUACUCAUUGUUCAAGUCUCAACUAAUAUGUUCACACAGAUGAGGAACUCAGCUUGGGAGA
This is a messenger RNA of Fusarium redolens, 1064 nucleotides long. RefSeq lists its product as uncharacterized. Lineage: Eukaryota; Fungi; Ascomycota; Sordariomycetes; Hypocreales; Nectriaceae. The transcript has a single exon. The record is from RefSeq and is a predicted model, not a curated record. The coding region runs from base 145 to 1029 and encodes 294 amino acids.